Messenger RNA from Spirometra erinaceieuropaei, 14018 nucleotides. The record is from the annotation of a GenBank genome assembly. Lineage: Eukaryota; Metazoa; Platyhelminthes; Cestoda; Diphyllobothriidea; Diphyllobothriidae.
AUGAAACGUUUGCAUCAGUCCGAGGUUAAUACUCAUUCAAUGUAUUUAAAAUUAGUUCAAACCUCCCCCCCCCCUUCGACUCAUCGACCAAAAUUUCCUGGAGUGUAUAUUUUUAAAAACUGCGGAAUUAGGGGAUUAAAAUCUGCCGAAUCUUCGGAGUUUACCAGGUUUGCCCAGUGUGACUGCUUUCAAGCAUUAUAGAAGGACGCUCAGAAACUGUUAAACGGAUGCUGAAAUGCAUCCGGAACUCAGUUCAGUUUUGUGGCCAUAAUUGCGACUGUAUUCGUACGAGAAUAGGAUGUUAAAAUCCAUUUGCUGUUUCUCAAGAUAUGCGGGCCUAAUUAAUCGGUUUUUUGACUCUGCCAAAUUCUGAUCAAUCAGAAUUUGACUUAAGAUCUGCUCUGACUGAAAUGAGGGGAUUUUCGUCCAUAAAAGUUGACGGUCUGCUCCUUGUUUUUUAAGGAUCCAGAUCAAUCGUCGCCUAAGACGGACAGGAAGACACUGACGACCUCGUCACUGUCGAAGCGUAGGAAGCAAGUAACGUGUGUUCUUGCCAAACAAAAGUUGGGCGUAGAACGUAUCAAUGCACUGAAGAAGUCGGUGGAUGAGUUUCGCGAUACGCAGUCAGAGCCCUACUUCAGUAUGUCAUUUUACGACGAAGAUGGUCACGAUUGGGAGCUAGACAGUCUAGAAUCUUGGUAAGUUCAAGCCUUUUUGCUGAACAAAGGCUUAUCUAUCUGAGGAAAAUGUCGGGCCAUAUUUUGGUAGCUGAAUCCCUAUCAAGUUUAAUCUGAUUCUUACUGUCCCCCUUUGGCUUGUUAUGUAAACUUGUUUUCGAUUUUAUUUUUGUGCUUAUUUUGUUCUAUGGUCGGGGUUUGGACUGGCAAAAUUCAACUAUCAUAAUUCGCUUGGUGCAGUGGGGAGGGUUUCUCCUCUAGAAGCCCAAGUCAGUUUAAAAACAUAACCCGACGGGUCUUUAAUAAAAAAUUAUUAUUAUUAACAUUGUCAUCAAGGUUUUGAAUCGCUGUGCGUUCCCUUGAUGAUGGACCACUAAUCUCGAACACAUUUACGAUCGUCCAAGCUCUUUUCUUCAUGCCAGUGGACGUCACAAUUGGAAUGGGGGGGGCUUUUAAUUUUGAACAUAUUUUUUGUUCAUAUCAAGGUAUGCUAAGUCUGCAAAUUAAAAUAGUACGAAGUGGCAGACUAGCGAACCUGGAUUUUACGCGUCUUGGCCACCGCUGCACAAUUAAGCAUGGACUCUCGCACAAAUUUGUGUGGUCUAAAUCGAUCAGAUCUAAUGUCCGGAUUUCGUAGUCCGCGGAAUGCACUCUCCGACUGAAAAACACAGACCAAACGGUCGUACAGUGUAUUUUAUGGCUCAACGUAGUACGAUUACGCUAGAACUCACUCGUAAUUUUUAUAGCUAUUGGUAGGGUUCGGCUUGAAAAUAUAUUAUUUUUUGACUCGGUGGUUGAACCGCGCAUUAAAAAUAUCCGAUAAACAAAUCCCAAGGUUUUCUCCAUCCUCAAGGCCAACAAUAUCACUCUCCCUUGACCUUGUCACAGUGACGGAAUUGUAAAAACUUCCUUCACUAUGACCCAGCCAGCUUGGGCGUUUGAAAACGGGCUUAAUAGGGGCAGUCACGCAGUCGUCAUCUGAACUGCGAUUGGUGUGCACAGUCGCAAAAGCCGACUUUUGGAUUGACCAAUCAAGAAGCCCGAAGCAGCCUCGGCGAGCUCAGCCCCGCGCUUGGGCAGGAGACGGGGAUGCGGACGUGCGUGAAGCCCGCGUAGUGAGUGGUCCAUUUGCGGCAGCCCUGUUUCAACACAGACGCCGGCAGAAAUUCAUGGACAAAUGUGAACAACACAUCGGCGACGAUAACGCCGGUGUCAUCUGAACUGCGAAGGCGGUUUUAGUGUUUAACUGUUGCCCUGUACGAUUAUUUCGACAAUUCGGACAUCCUGUCCAAAAAUGAAAGAAUGCGGGCGACUGGCGCAAUAAUGCGUUGUCUGCAAUAUAUUCUGCUAUACUGACACUUAGGCCGGUUGACCCAAUCAGAGUUACGCACUUACAAAUCGAAUCACCACUGGUUUCUGUAUGAGAAAUUAGCUAAGUGUUAGUUUUACGGGCAGUAUACGGAUUACCAGAAGCCAUCUCAUAGGCUUCCUGCAGAAUUCUUGUAUUUAACAGACGUAACAGAGGCAUUUUUGUUGAGGAACCUUCCAUAAACAGUUUCCCGCUCUUAAAACCAAGUAUCGGUAAGGUGUGGUUAUGUAGCCCCACCUGAUGGGCACGGUACUGUUGGGGUUGUGGUUAGGAGUUAGGGUUAUGGUUAGGGGUUAGGGCUAGGACAACUAUUUCCCAACCACUCUAAGUACAACCGCGCAUUCCUAAGAGCUUUUCUUUUGCAUACAACUGUUUGACGAUCCCAUUUAUAGAAACCCUAUUACCACCGGUCCCGUAUUACAGGUGACUGGGGUUUGUUUACUUCAGGUGGGGCUACAUAGCCACAUCUGACCCAAUUAUCUAUGUCUACAGUAUUCUUGCUUUUUGGCAGGGUGCAUUGCUGUCAUUUAAAGCGUAAACUGCUGGCUGCGUCUUCUUUAGACGCAGGCUACUUUUAAUCUGGCGACUAUUUUGAAAUUAUUCUUACACUAGGAGUUUAUGCUGAUCAGAGACUGACAUUUCUGAGCAUUCUAUCGAUAGUGUUGAGAGCAUUAGGGGCCCAAAAGACUUAUUGGUCCUUUAAAAUCGCCCAGGCAAAACUUUUUGAUUUCAAAGUUUCGAUAACAUAGUAUGCACUUGUCUGAGGCACGGAUAAUGGUCGAACCCUUCAGAAGUGAACUUCGCUUUUAAUAAACACCCCAUAAUUUAUAUAUACUGCUAGUCGAUAAUUUGAACCAUGAGCGACAAUCAUUCAUAUACGAGGUGCCCGUUUAGUGAAGUCGAAAGCAAUUGCCGCUAGCUGCUAUAAUGCACAGGAUUGCUUUAUAUUCGAACUUCCGCAGGUGAUGACGUGGAAUACUGAAAACCCCGCCUUUUAUCCCACAGACAUAAGGUGAAUAGUGUAUUCUGAGUUCUUAGCUCGGAUAUAGAGAGGCACUGAUUGUCGCUCAAAUUUUUAAGCAUGUUACUUGAUAAAAUUACUUAGAAACAUACUCUGCAUUAGCCAAGGACAUUUUCCGGAAGCGGAAAGACGAAUGCAUGAACUGCACAGUAUUUUAGGUACCCCAGAAUGGCCGUCUAGAUUUUUGUCCUCAGGUUUCAUGAGUCGCGGUCCUUGCAGUACUUUUUCGUCUUUUUCUUGCAGGAAUAUUAAAACUCGCCCAGUAUUACGCACUCAGCGUGAUGCUUCCACAAAGACCAGCCGUCCCGCUGCCCCGACAUCACGAUCAUUAGGAGGGCUUUCUAACCGACGAGGGGAGGAUGGAGUUGAAGAGGGCCCAGUUGUCCAUUUAGCGCUGCGUUCGGUCUUUUCGGCACCGGAAGCAGUCAGGCUGCGUUAUCUUUCUCGACCGUAAGUACUUAACAGUAGCAUUUCAUUUUGUCCGGACAACCUUUGCUUGACAUUUAACUGAAACUAUCUGGAUAAGAAUAGAGAGGAGACUGUCCACCAGUGCGACACACCCGUGGUAGAGUUUUGGACUUAAUGCUCAAUAACAAGAGUCAAAGUUCGAAUUACAGGUUAUCCGGACCUGAGGUCGGGCAUGGAUGAAUGAUGACAGUUAAUUGGCCAGAAAUGGCCAUCUCAAUCCCCCUCACCUCUUUCGAUAUUUCUUCCGCAUGCAUAUAUAUAUGUGUAGACCGGAGGUGGUAUGCAUCCCGAGCCGAUAUAAUGAAAAAAGGAAGAGGUUCUGCGGCAAAAUCGAGUUGUACUCGUGAAUUUUCGAGCUGGUGACACCAACCCGUCGUCAGAUGACAUGAGAACAAGGCAGAAAGUUAGUAUGUCACACUAGACUAAUUAGCGCAACAGGACAGACGGACUAUUGACCUAUGAGAGGAAUGGUCACAGAGUCAUGGUAGGUCUCUGAGCGAGGGGGAGGGAGGAGGAAGCGGAACAAUUACGGAGGGAGAGAGAAUGUGGCUGUUGGAGCAAAUGGACUCCGGGUGGCUGGAUUAGCGGCCGUUGACGUAGCAUUAGGGCGGGUGGCAGUAAGUCGUGAGCGUAGGCCCUCCUAAUGGGCGUCCAGGUCAACAUGGCGGUUGAUACUACUAGCAUUGGAGUACCAAGCCUCGAGAAAUUCUCUCGCUAGCGGCCGCCCGCGGGGAGACCAAAGCUAAUCCCCAGUCAGAAGGCAGGUCAGAGUUCGUGCGUCAGGCAUGCCUAUAACACAAGACAGGCGACGAGACAGAACAACUCCGGAUCGGCAGGAACAGACACCCCACCACCCUGAUGAUGAAAACGAGGAAGUUUCCGAAACAACAGCACUAACACCGUGUGGUCCAUACAACCGCCCAUUUUUUCUUUAUCGUCUUCUUUUGGAGAUGAUGAACAGAGUAUAUUUCUAUAUAUUUCGAAGAUAAAUGAGCCCUUUGGGAGACUGAACAAACUUUAUUUCGUGCUUUUUCUACUCUGGUUCCUCAGGUCGUCGUCAGGCGUGUAGAAAGCGUGAAAAACAGUGAAAAUUUAAACAUGCCCGAAAAAUCGAUAUUGCUUUGUCAGUGCUGAGGAUGGGUCGAUGGUGCGGACUAAUGUCACGUUUCUAUUUUUCUCUGAUAUUUGUGUACAUGGCGUCCAGAUCUAUGCGACGAUCGAUGCAUGAAUCAUCCAAGUGAAUGGCCUCUUGAAAUUCUCAGCCUUUCUUAUAUGGGCGGGAAUCGACAACGCGUGUUUUAUCCCAUGCAAAUUCGUGCCAUUUUCUAGAGUAUGCAUGGCGACUUGGGAUAAGUGGUCUUGCCUCUUUAUUGACACGUCGAAAAUUUACGAAAUAAAGUUUGUUCAAUUUCCCAAAGGACUCAUUUUUCUUCGAAUUAUGUUUCUUGAGAUGCCUAUCUUCCACUAUAUAUUUAUACAUAUAUGCAUAGGUAGAUGUUGUAAGCUAGGCAUCUCAAAAAAUAUAAGUCGAAGUCGAAUAUGUGCUUUAAGAAAAGGAAGCUUAUAUAUAUAUAGACAGAAUGGUUUUGCCGACAAAGACAUGGGAGGAUGUAAUGGCCAUUUCUGGCUUAUUAACCGUCGUCAGCCAGUCAAACCCAACCCGAAGUGUGGAACACCUGGAGCACGAACUCGCGACCUGCCAGUUAGAAGUCCAACGCCUCUAACCACUGGGUCAUGGGCCCGUUGUCCUGUCGGCUUCGAUCGGGAAUAUACAAUGGUAGAGGGGCAUUCACCGAUCAUUGUCUUUGCCAGCAAUAACAUUCUGCCUACAUCAUGCGCUGCUGUGCGGCUGCUGGUUGGGCUUGAGAGAGAGCCCGUAAGGCACAACGGAACGAGUGAGUUCCGAAAGAACCAUCGGUGAGCGCCCCUCUGCCAUUGUAUAUUCUCGAUCGAAGCCAACAUGACAACGGGCCCAUGACCCAGUGAAUGCCCUCGUAUGCCGAAAACCUGAUGUGUCCCUUCACACUUCAGUUUAUCGCAAAGAAACAUACUCCGAGUUCAUUCUACAUUUUGAGAGUAACCAUCCCAUCUCUCACAAGAGGAGUACUAUCUACAGUCUACUAAACCGAGCUAAAACACUCUGCUCUGAUGAAGAAAGUUAUCAAGUAGAAAUGAAAUACCUUUUCAAAUUACUUUCCCACAACGGGUACCCGCGCCACUUUGUACGUCAUUGCAUGAAACAUGAGUUUAAACAGAAAGGUAUUUCGAAAACAAUGGCCACCCAGGCACCAAAAACAUUCACCUAGCGGACCCUACCAUACGUGAAAAAUGUAUUUGAACUCGUCAAAACACAGUUGAAAAGGCAUCAGAUACAAGUAGCACACCAACCAACAACCACCUUGCGUACACAGGUUGUACACCCUAAGGACAGGGUUGGCUAUCUUGAUAGAAAAAGCGUUGCCUACAAAAUAACCAUGUUCCAGUUGUGAUGCCGUCUAUUGUUGCCAAACUGGGAAAUCUGCCUCUACCCGCAUACAUGAGCAUUACUUAGCGGUGAGGAGACGAGAUCAUCUAUCCCAGGUGGCUAUGCACACACUGGACAUUGGACAUAAAUUUGCCUGUGAGAACACCCGCAUUGUUGGCGCCUGCCCAAUAAGGAAAGACCGCGAAUUCCAGGAGGCAAUGCACUCAGAUGAGACAUGCAUCAAUCGGCUUAUCGAGUUAGAUGCCACAUACAAAUUUCUCAAGGACAAAUGGAAGCGAUCGCAACCAAUGCCGAGGGGAUGACGAAAAUCAUUGACGCGCAUUGGCGCAGGCUUAGACCAACCAUAGAUUCACUUGUUCGACAUGGUUAAAUAGUUAACUGGUUUUGUACAUAGCCCCAAAGUCUGACUACGAGCUGGGGAACCAGUCUCGAAAAUUUACGCAUUAAAUUUUAUUCUCUUCCCAAAUAAUCCUACUUAUUUUCAAUAUAUUUACAUAUAUAUACAUCCUGACCUAGCCGGUCAACACCGAGCUAGGUAGGCGAGCAGUCUUUCAACACGGACACACAUAUGUAUAUGUUAGUAUUACCGUGGCGUCAACGCCGACUGUUCUCGACUGGCUCUAUGUGCUUCUAAGUCAAAAUUCAGAGGUAGAAGUUAGGAGGCCGUGAGUUAUUGUAACUGAUAGCGAGGGCUAGCAGAAGUCUGGGUCUCCGAACAGCCUGAGGUCAUGCAGGAGUGGCACAUGUUAAAAGACUUACGCCACCCCACUCGGUACGUCCAAUCCCACCUUCAGUCGAACCGACUCGGACUUAUCAGUGUUGAGUGACGGGAGGUAAGACAAAACUGUGUAAUUUGAUCCGAUUUUUAGUUUUCUAAGUAAAAACGGCCGCGCUUCGAACUCUUUUGACUAACUAACUCGGUCCUCCUUCAGGCUGAGGGUUAGGCUGAAAAAGCUCCUCCUUGACACCACCUCUUUGGAGACCCUCUGAAAGUAGAGAUCCGAGACGCUCCGAUUUAAGACUGCUUUUUGGUUAUCUAGGCAAGAAGGCGUGUGUGUGUGUGUGUGACCCAUGUGUGACCCUUAGGCCUCAUCGCCCACGUCAUUAUUGUGCAAUCCCAGUCUUCUUGAAUUUUUAUCGUCAUUGCAACAUGACAACUAUGAGAACAGAGAAUGCGGUGGAUUAUGCGCUGGUCCCUUGAGACAGUGGCGGAUGCUGGCGCAGAGUUACAGACAGACUUGCUUUAUCUAGGACGACUUUGAAUGGUCUAAAGAGGAUAGGAAACUUAUUAAGGGCACAAUAAGUUCGUUUCGUCUAAUGUCAGAAGUCAGGAAACGGUGAGGACUAGUUAAUUUCUAUACACAGGGCAGGUUGCCGUAAGUUGGCUGUUUGCUUGCAGCAGUUAUAAGCGUCCGUUCACGGAGAGUGUCAGUCGCGGUGUGAGUUUGUGCAGCUACAAUCGUCAGGUCAGAUCCCAAGUUGAAGGGAAAAGACAGAAGGCACCAGGUGGAGGGGUUUAUUUUGCACAGAAACCGGAGUUAUCCUUUCGGGCGGCAGUGGCCACUGGCGAGACCAGGGCUGGUGUUGACUGCGUCCAGUCAUGCCUGAGAGACCUUGACAUAGUGAUGGCAACCGCUUUUGUAGGCUCGUGGGCCAAGCUCAAGUGGUGGGCAGUCAGUGUGUGUUGCAUUUGCCGAGGGAUGGUGUCCUAGUGGCCUAGGUUGUGGUUGCAGAGGGGGGAGGUGCGUCCAUGUGGCCGCAUAGGCAGCUGCGGCUGUGCGGACGUAGGUAUGCCUGAGCUGUCAGUCGUGUGACUUCAGGUCAGCGCGUCUGGAACGGCUCACUACAAAAGGGUGAAUGGCCUUGAGACAGCGAGGUCUUGAAUAAUGACGCCAGACCGGUCAUGAUGGCUUGCCACUACAGCUCCCCGCCAGACACAGGACGAAGUGAUGGUGUCGAUCUUGAGGCAGCGAGGUCUUAAACAAUGACGCCAGACCGGUCACGAUGGCUGUCCACUACAGAAGUCCGCGGGAAAAUGUGUGUUACAGUCGAGAAAUUGUCCCGAUCCAUCAGGCCAGGCCCGAAGAUACUAUCCCACCGGCAGUGUGCGGCUAGUGCCUAUGCUACUUGCAAAAUGCCUCUGCGGCCUCGUUUCCAUAGCGCAUGAAAGGGCGUCUUAUAGUCAUGUGCAAAAUUUGGUUGCAUUGACGUUGCCAUCGGCCUAGGCAGGGCACGGAAUUAUGGACCCCCACAGUACAGGCGGUGUUGCGCUAAAUUCCAGGGGUUGAGAUACCGGAGUAGGACCCCCUGGAUCCUUAUUUCCCUGUCCGGUACAGACGUGGUCUCAUGUGAUUUCCAUCUUCGGGGUUCAAAACGUCUUUAAGGGGACUAGAUUUACAAUGAUAACCCGAGGCGUUUAUGAACAGCCGCCUGUCGAAAAGAUAAUGGGUAUAAGAAACACGCUCGGAGGAAAAUUGGGCAAGAUCCCAUUUCGUAGCCGUGCCUGUUAGGGGUUUGUGGUUGUGGUUGUGGUAAGGUUGGGGAUUGGGGUUAGGAUUAGGGGUUGGGGGUUCGGGUUAAGGAUUAGGCUGGGCCUUGUCUACUGCAGGUACGGCUACGAAAUGCGAUCCGGCCGAAAAUUACUUUGGGAUGUAGUCUUAGAGCUGAGUUGAGGGAUGUUGCCUAAAUCGAUACACCGACCCAGGUGUAGACAAACCCCAGAUUUGAGCACAUGUCCGCGUGAGUCGCUGAGCUUCAUAAGUUCGACGUUCUCUUGCUUCAAUUAUCGGCAAUUGAAGAUACAAAGGUAAGUUUUUGAUCGAACUUCAGAGGGAGCACUUUGAUUUCGAGGGAUUGCAUUUUUUCGCGAAUGUCUUCAACAUAGUUGCCCGAACUCACCCUCGGGAAAAAAUCAGCCCUCUUGAAGUUCGUCUUAAAAAGUGGAAUUUGAAGACUUGUGCGACGCCCAUUCAAAUAGCCCUAUCGCCGAAUAUAAGUUGUUCGGAAACGGUUACAAAAAAAUACUAGUUGUCGAGAGUAUCGCAAAUGAUGUUUGGAUGUUAUGAAAAAAACCUGAAAAGUCUCCUGAGGAGGCAUGCGUACAACGUAUGCGUAAAUGUAGGUCAUUAUUUAAGGCUUGCGGAUAUUUACCGCGUCUAAAGAAAUUCACACUGUACGGCCGAAGUAACACACAUUUCGAGUUGAUACCAAUAAAGUGGGGGAGAUCCUUCCAAAGAAUUGACGUGUUCUGGUGAAUUCCCAUCUUUCCGCGAACAAACCUUUGGCGGAUGAAAUUAACAUAGUUGAUGACGAUGGGGUACUACAGGUUAGGGAUCAGCAAGACUACAAAAACACUGUGCAUGGUGCGGGAUGGUGUACGUCGGUAGGAAGAGAGGUGCUAUUUGGUAGUUAUGCAGGGAGGUAGGCGGCUGAAGACUGACGGUAUGGGUAUAUAGGGCCAGUGUGACGUGCUCACAAGCCCUUGUCGCGUGCGCCAAGGUCACCAUGAAGUUCGGCACUGCCCGUGUCGACGCGCCUUGUCUCACAACAUUCUCGCGACUGCCUCCUAUUGGUCGUGACGACGACUGCGAUGGCUUCCCAUUCUUAGCCGUGAUUGCAUUCAAGUUCACGCAUGCGAGAACCGGACAGAAGCGGUCACGCAGAGAGAGCCCCACUUUGUGCUCAUUAAUAUGGGUCCCGAAAUUCGGCAAUCCAACCUACUGUUUUAGUUUGCCUGGACGGCUUUUAGGAAUUAGGGAACGGAAUUCGGUUUUACCGACGAUCUCCUUUCUUGCCGUCAAUCUCAGCUUCAAAUUUAUGCUACCACAAUUCUACGACAGGUUCUUGGUCAUCCAGCGUUUCUCCUCAUCAGAGUUUGGGCAAAAUGAUCGACCAGAAAUCUUCCCCCUGCCUCUCUGAUGAGCGUGAUGUCUCAGCCAAAUCUCUGCGUUUCGCUUCUGCCUUACUGGCUGAUACCACUAUAAUGCUCACAUGAGAAUAUAAGUAUUGCGUUUUUAUACCCAUGAACUUUCACGUUUACAAUGGCCUGCGCUUGGAAAGAGUCUGCUUCAUUCCAGUCAGAGGAUACAAGCGGAGGUGUUCUCAAGGAAUAAUGCAGACUUGGACAACUUCAAGCUUUUCGCAACCAUGCCGACCAGACAAGCACGGUCAGGGGAUUUGUUGACCAUCUAAGGGGGAGGCGCAUAUGUGCAACAAUAAGUUUCUUUCCCAGAGAAAUCCAAUCCAACCAGACCAAAUCUGCCUCCAUUAUUUUUCUUGAUAGAGACGAAUCUAUCUUACUGGCAUCCGUCCUUCAUGAAUAUAUCCGCCGAUAUAGGCAGUUGAGCUACUCGGUUUUAUCGACAAAAGAAGAAUAGGAGGGAGAUUUGCACCUUCGGACAGGGUGGCUCAAACUUCCUCGUACACAUGACCGCCUAUAUCCGGCAGUCAACUUAGAUCUCCAAUGGCAUGGAAGUCUGCACUCGACUCGUCGUCGGACUAACAAAGGAACAGACCGCAGUUGCCAAUAAAAUGGUGCCAACACUCGUUCGUCAACAACCCAAGGUGUAUGACUUUCAAGAAAUCUCUGUAAGAUCUUAUCUCGUAGCCGCACCUGUUAGGGUUAGAGGUUAGGGGCUAGGGCUAGGGUCAGGGGUUAGGGGUCAGAUCUAGGGGUCACGAUUAGGGGUUGGGGCUGGGGUUACAGAUUAGUGUCAAACCCCCUCUUGCCACCCGUCCCGUAUGACAGGCGGUCGGGGCUUUUCUACUGCAAGUGCGGCUACGAAAUUAGUACCGACCGAAAUCUCGCAUUGCACCUACAGUUGGUCCUUCAAAGGUAUACGGAGUGGAUGUACUAUCAGAAAUUGCAAAGCAGCUAUGUGAAUCAAAGUAGAAAUGAACACGUUAGACAAUUGUACAGACAUUUAAAAUGUUUCGAUGAUGUCCGUCUUUACAACACCAAAACUUUCAGACACUCCUUCGAAAAAAACUAGGCUUGAUCCUUGACCCUGACGAGUGUGUGAUGACCUCUAUUCCACUCCCCGGGAGCUGUGACCGUCAUCGUUGCUCCGGGGAACUUAUUAGCUUCGGAGCUCAAUCAAUUCUGCCAAACAGGUUCCUGCCGCAAAGCAACCUCACCUCAUCACAGACGCACUGACCUUCGGCCACUCGAUCGACGUUAGCUCGGACAUACGCGUGGUCAGACGGCCACAGCCGUGUAUCCCCCACACGAACACACGACCUUUCGAGCAGUGCAACACAAACCCAGAAAGUAGCAGUUCCUACCCAGCUACGAGACACAAAUAAAGGCAGCUGACGAAACAGUUUCUCUCUCUCUCUCUCUCUCACUCUCUCUCUCUCUCUCUCUCUCUCUCUCUCUCUCUCUCUAUUGGACAUGCGUUAACGCACUCAGUACGCGCCCUGGUCAUGAAUGAGGUCAUUCCCCCCGGGACGGCGACUCGGGUUUCUGUACACACUAAGUCCCUCAUUCUGGUGCCUUUCAUCUUAUCCUGCCAAUCAGGAACUGACUUGGUGAUUCUGGCGUUCAAGGUACGUGUACUACUGGAGCUGCUGCAAACGUAGUCAUGUUUCCGCAACACCAUGUACUUGACCCCUGAAGACCUGGAUAAGCGCUUGCACAGCCGUGAACAGAUGGAUUGUUGUUCCUGGGUUAGCUGUGUAUGUCGUCUUGUAACGGGCACAGUCAACCAGUAUGUUGCUGGGAACUGCGGAUGAAGUUCACGGGACGUGGCGUGUGGUGACACCUCAGUGAGCAAACAAAUCGGCUAGGCAUCUACAGGUUGUUUUACAAUGUGCUCAGACGACCAGGAAAAUGACCUUUUGGAGGCUUUCCUGGCGGUUAUCGAGUCCGAAAGGCGGUUGACCACGUCGGGAUUGGGCCAGCAAGUCUCAGAUAUUCCCGUAGCUCUUUCUUGUUCAUUUUGCUCAAAAGUGCUGUGGUUGUGUUCAAGCGCUUGAGCAAAAACUAAGGCCAGGGACUCACGUCGACGGACGGUCGGAGUGUCUCUCAGUUUCAGUUCAUUCCAGUUUGUCAGGUCAGAAUAAUGGGCAAUGCCUUUGAAAACCUUAUUUGCUCGUGAAUCCGUUAGAUACACCUGUACACGCAAGAUGAAAAUUGUCGCUUAAAAUGGUACUUGCGUGACUUAAGUAGCAUUGUUUAAAAAACCGACUUUCUGCGGCUCGACGGGUAUUUAGUUCGGACUCAGACGAGCGAAGGAAAACGGGAGAUUUCGCAUCGCGCCAGCCGCCGCGCCAAACUCGCCCCCAUUCGCGUGAACUCGGACAAGCGACUGGUGUAUUCGCGAGGGGAGAAGGCGAAUGAGGUCGAUCUGAUCUGGAUCCAGCACUUACUUCCUCAUCGCAAACAAACAUAUGCACUCUGAAACCACUAUGGCGUGUUAUACUAAACAUUUCAAAGCUGCCUGAGAAGUUGACACCCUUUUCGGCUUGUGAGCUAGAUAGAGCUUGGAUGACAGAUCGAUCAGGCACACUUUGUGUUUGAUGACUUUGUAGACAAACCGAUGGUGACAGAAAAAUGUGGAUGUGGAUGCCCACCUGUUGGUGCAUGGAUUUCUUUUUUAAAGCAAGCAAGGACAGCAGAAUUUAAUGGCACCAGAAGAUUUCGAGACGGCUUAUCAACUGCAGCCUGUCGUUGCAUAACACAAAUAACAAGUGAGAAUGGUACAGGGGUUUGAAUUUCUGGUGCCAUUAAAUUCUGCUGUCCUUGCUUGCUUUAAAUUCAUUCCGGGGAAAUAUUGCUUCAAGAUUCCUUUUUUGCCAUGGGAGAAAAUGAUUAGAACUAUUUACAAAGACAAACUUGUGUAAAUCUGCGGAAGCCGUAUUGUACCAUUAAACAUGGCGUUCGACAUAUGAAUUAUGAGUACAGGUGCGUAGCGGCCAGAAUAGCCAGAAAGAAGAAAACACGCAGGUAGGAGGUGUGCGUUCUGCAACCAAACUUAGUACUCAGAUACCUCAAUGCGCAAACGGCCUCAGGACUGGGUGCAUCUCUCUGCAAGGCUGAUGUGGCGCGAAUGAAUAAGUGCCCUCUAAGAGGCAGUCGGUGCCAGUUCGGUGAGCUGAUUGGAUGAUUGUGAAGUUUGAGGGUGCCCGUGACUGGCUGUCCUCGAAGUUGUGCGUGUGCAUGUUCCAUCCAUUCACGUGAGCAGGGGCGCGCAGUUCGCGACAGAGGCGUGGGGCUUGCAUGUGCUUAAAGUGCUGCAGGAUCAGAGGUGACCAUCUCAGCACUCUUGUGUUUGUGUGUGUACGUUUCCAAACCUGGAUCCUAAAGUCCAUCUUGUCUACACCAUGACAGUGCGACCGUCGCAUCCGACGAUGUUCACCGUGUGCUCUACAGCAAGGUGAAGCAGGCACGGUGACUUGCGUGUGAAUUAGUUUAUAGUUGGAGUAGACUUGUGCAGCAUCUACCGCACUUUCUCCUCCUCCCCAUCUGCACCCUGUGUCAAGACAUAUUCAAGAAGACCAGAUGCGGGGAGGUCGCAGGUGGAUGGCGCGGCCGAGUGCGCACCUUGACGCUCCACUCUACACCCCUGGUCCAAAACAAACACUUGACCUGGAUUUUGACCAAUUACAACAACAGCAACGGAAAGGACGUGGACGGCCGGUCAACCAUGAACAUGACCCCUAUGCUCAGCUGGAGCGCAAGCGCAUAUACCACCAGAGAACCAGGUACCGGAGAGCUGCCAGUGCACACCCGGCUGAGUACACCACGCAUAUGUGAUGAAGUGACGAGGUUAAAACCGGUCGUUGCCGCCCGCCAACCCCGUCGUUAACGGACAGUUAACCGUGUGUGUUGAUUGCGGAUUCCGCGCUUGAGGAGUUAAACUAAAACCAACGUCUGGCCAACGACUUAACCCUGCCUCACUUCCCCGUACAGUCAGACGUUUCAGAAAUGUAACGUUUGCCAAUGAUUAAAGUGUUUUGUUAACCAGGCUUAUAAAAUGUUUUAGGUCUGGUCGAUGA